Phymastichus coffea is the source of this 2389-nucleotide messenger RNA. It is a transcript of the gene GXIVsPLA2, whose product is annotated as group XIIA secretory phospholipase A2. Gene Ontology annotation, molecular function: calcium ion binding; A2-type glycerophospholipase activity. The transcript is spliced from 7 exons. Gene Ontology annotation, biological process: arachidonate secretion; phospholipid metabolic process; lipid catabolic process. Lineage: Eukaryota; Metazoa; Arthropoda; Insecta; Hymenoptera; Eulophidae. Bases 1627 to 2313 code for a protein of 228 amino acids. Gene Ontology annotation, cellular component: extracellular region. The record is from RefSeq and is a predicted model, not a curated record.
GCAAAAUGUAGUAGUGUGCUUAUAAAGUAGUACAUUCGUCGUAUUUUCCCUUCUGUAGCUUAAGCUUUAGCAAGUAGCUGCAUGUGGUGAACGAUCGUUCGAAAAUGUUAAAACAAAGAUGCUCAGCUGAUAUGUCUAAUCCAAACGAAGAAAUAGUGCCUAAGCGAAUUGGCAAAUUCGUCACGUUCUCUCAAGAAUGCGAUAAUCCUAAGAAAGAUCUUGAAAAUGCAAUUGUGUUUCCAAAAACCAAAGCACCCGAGAAAGUCGUCCAAGUAGAUAUUGAAAAAUAUUCCUGGUCGCCUGAAUAUCCUGAAGCUGAAGAAGUCAUAGAUUUGCCAUGUCUACAGCCCGGACUGCUCGAACGCGAGACAACGAAGUCCAACAACAAGAAUUGUAUGAUUUUUUUCAGUAGAAAAAUCGCGGAUGAUUUCCCGAAGAACUCUUCACGCAAAUCAAACUGUGAGAAGAUGAGUAAAAAUCUUUCUUGUGUAAGCUCUCAGCUGAACCCUCGGAAGGAAAGAACUACUCAGAUGAACGCGAUUUAUAAAAAAUUGAAGCUUAUUCAUCAACGUAAGCAGAUGGAUGAUCUGAUAACUCUGUGCAAAGAGAAAAUGUCUAUUUCAACAAAAGAAACUGAAAAGAUGGACGAAGAUAGCAACACUUAAAAUUGGCCAGCAAAUUCGAGUAUAGUUUAUAAUAUUUUUGUCGAUUCGUACAAAUACAUGCGAUUUUUUGAUCUACGAUAUUUUUGUUUCGCGAUGUAAAAAGUAUUAUUAGGAUAGAUAUUUCCUAAAAAAAUGCUUUUAUUUUUAUAACUUAACCGUUAAAUGAAUGCAGAAAUCUUCCGUCAAAUUAAUUAUUUCAAACACAGGUAUGCUGUCGACACUACUAUUGUAAAUACAGAUCGAUGUUAUUCCUUAAAAAACUUACGCUAGAGUAGUGAAAAGUAGUAAAUAAUAUAUAAUUCAGCGUACCACACGAAAAAAAACCCUCAUUUUUAAAUAUACGUUAUUAAUUUCUAUAUCUUUGCAUUGAAUUCGCAGAAGUAGCUUACGUUACGCGUUAGACGUUAUUUAAACUAAAAAUAAUCGUACAAAAACAAAUUGUAAAUAUGAUAAUCCUUUAAGUAUUGUAUGAACUCUGUUUAAAUAUCUACAAAUAUUAGCGACGACAAAAUUAACAAAAAAAUAAAUUAAAACAUAAUGUUAAUGGUAGUUGAUCAAAAGUAUUGUCAUUUUAUCUUUGGUUUAUACACAAAGAAAUCAAAACUGCUGCAUUCUUUCACAGCAUAAAAUUAAAUUCUACGUUUGUUUGAUAUUUUGCUAUAAAUUAAAAAUGGUUGCUUCUUCGAAUAUACAAAUACAUUUUAAAUAAAUAAAUUCUUCGGCUUUACAUUCUUUCAACAUAAGUAAUCAGUUUUUUUACAUUUUAAUUAAUACGCCUAGAAAUUUUUCUUUAAAAGAAAAAGAAACUAUUAAAUAUUCCUCGUUACUCUUAAAAAAAUCAUAUGCGUUUAUAAAAAUAAAAUCAACCCAAAGCCCUAGAACAAUAGAAUAGCCUCGCGUCGCUUCAUUGGCAGAGUGCCGUCUAAAAAUACUUGGUGGUGUGUGUGCGCGUUGGAUAUGUAUGUUGGUUCGUGUCAAGAGUAGUUGGCGCGUCGUUUGCGAAGAAUUGCGGUUCCCCGCUAUUAUGGACAUCUUCCAUUAUCGCAAAUUUUUCAUCUACGCACUAACGUUUCUGGCGUACGCAUGGUCCGGCUACGGUGCCGGCCUUCUCAGCAAUUUGCGUGAUGCAGUUUUAGCAGCGGAGACUGUUUUCUCGGAUCUAUUUGAAAAUGCCAUCACUGUUGCGCACAAGAUCAAGGACAUUCAUGAGGUGUUUGAUGCUGCUGUCGAGGAGAACUGCGUUUUUCACUGUCCGACUGGAGCCACGCCAAAAGCAGAUUGGAACCAUAGGGCGACAAGCGAUGGCUGCGGCUCCCUUGGUAUUGAAAUAAAUCAAGAAUAUCUACCACUUGAGGAGAUGACGAAAUGUUGCAACGCACACGACAUCUGCUACGAUACGUGUAAUUCGGAUAAGGAGAAAUGUGAUUUAGAAUUUAAGCGAUGUCUAUAUAAAUAUUGCGAGGGCUACCAGACGACGGGCGUGACGGUUGUGAAUACAUGUAAAGCGGCUGCGAAAUUGCUAUUCACGGGAACUACAGCGUUAGGUUGUAAAAGCUAUCUUGAUGCUCAAAAGGAGGCUUGUUAUUGUGGUAACAGUAAGUCUACUAGGAAACCCAAGCGAGCUGCUCAAACUGGCGGAGACCUCUAAUUGUAUUGUUACUGUCUUGUAAAUAAGAUUCAGAAGUUAUUUAUUUUAUAUUUUACUUUAUUAGGGCUUAUUGAGU